CCCCGGUCGCGCACAAUGCGCCGGCGGGGCCGGAGUCCGGACGGGGACGACGGCGGCUCGGCGGCCAAUCACGGCGGUGCCGCCGUCAUUUCGCCUCCACUCUCGAGGUCGAGUAAUCGAACCGGGAUUCGAUUACUCGGACUCGACUUGGACUCCUCUCUCGCUCGCGCGCCUCGCGCGCCCCGCGGGUAUCUUUCCCUAAAGGUUGAAGGUUAUGUCAUUUGUGUAACAUGGCGUCGAGCGAGAGUGGUGAUUUUCAAAAGGUGCUGGAGUAUCGGAUUUACAAGUGCUCCAGUUACUCUUCCUGUUACGUACCCGAGUGAGUGCCCCCGACGUCCAAACAUCAUCGUCGACAUACCGUCGGAUCAGUCCUCGCGUUGGUCCUCCGACAUCGACAACCACCCGCAGUAUCUCAUCCUGAAGCUGCAAAGCCCCUCCGUCGUCAAGUACAUCACUUUCGGCAAAUAUGAGAAAACCCACGUGUGUAAUAUAAAGAAGUUCAAGAUAUACGGUGGAUUAGAGCCCGAGAACACGAUGGAGCUCCUCGAAAGUGGACUGAGAAACGAUUCCAUCCCGGAGACAUUCGAUCUCAAGCACGUUUUGGGAAACGAAAGGAAUUACUUUCCUAUUAGGUACAUAAAGAUUCUUCCAUUGCAGUCGUGGGGUCCCAGCUUCAACUUUUCCAUAUGGCACAUCAAACUAACCGGUAUCAAUGACCCCAAGGUCGUAAAACCCUGUCUCGAGUGGUUCAAUAUGUAUCGGCAGAAGGAGAUAAUAAGACUGUGCAUGAAACACUUUCGGCAAAUGGAACAGCCCGAAAUCGUUGAGACCCUACAGAGGGUUACCGGGGUCCCGCUGGAGGAUCCGCGAUUAUCGACGCUGUACGACCUUUUGGUUACCAAAGGCGACCACUUGCAGGCGGAGCGUUUUAUCAGCAACGCCCUGACGAUGGGGCUGUUAAACGAUUAUAUCAAUGCUCAAACUUAUAGAGCAAUUUGGACAAAGUUAUCGUCCAGCGAGCCUAAACCUGGGAUGCGGGGCGGUCAUCAGAUGGUGCUCGAUCCCAUGGCCGAGGUACUUUAUCUCUUCGGCGGAUGGGAUGGUAAUCAGGAUCUCUCUGACCUGUGGUCGUACAACAUAGAGGCCGGCAAGUGGACACUUAUAUGCAAGGAUACCGAAGCGGUGGGGGGUCCAAGUGCGCGUUCGUGCCACAAGAUGUGCUUGGAUCCGCAGAGACGGCAGCUCUUUACUUUGGGCAGGUAUCUAGACACGCAGUAUCGCACAUGCGACAAUUUGAAGAGCGACUUUUACGUUUACGACAUCGAGUCGAACAAGUGGACGCAGAUCUCGGAGGACACAGGGACGAUGGGCGGGCCGCCGCUUGUAUUCGACCAUCAGAUGUCCAUGGAUGUGGAUAAACGGACUAUCUACGUUUUUGGCGGAAGAGUACUGAUUCAUCCGAGUAGCGCCGAUGAACAUUUAGUGCCGGAGCCACAUUUCUCGGGACUAUAUUCUUAUCACGUACCGACCGGCACCUGGAUCAGACUCGCCUGUGAUAUCGCCGAUAAGCCGUGCUCGAGAGACAUGCCGAUCUACAGAUCCCGCGCUGGCCAUUCCAUGCUGUUUCACCCGCGGUCCAGAAAACUGUAUAUAUUCGCUGGACAGAGAGGCAAGGAGUAUCUGAGCGAUUUCUUUACUUACGAAGUCGAUACGCAGCACGUCGAGUACAUAAGCUACAACGAGUUCGGUACGACGAAAGAUUCCAAUCACGUUCCCGCAGCCGGAUUCACGCAGAGAGCUACCAUCGAUCCUGAGCUCGGCGAGAUUUACGUUCUGUCGGGCUUGAGCAAAGACAAGGAUAAGCGGGACGACAACGUGCAAAAUUCCUUUUGGGUGUACAAUAUCCAGAACAGCAAAUGGUCUUGUAUAUAUCGUAAUGAGAACGUCGGGGAAAAAUAUUGGAGCAAGAUGCAAGAUUACGAACCGUGCCCGCGAUUUGCGCAUCAGCUUGUUUACGAUCACACCAGAAAGGUUCAUUUUCUAUUUGGUGGCAAUCCAGGCAGAUCUUGCCUCCCGAAUUUGAGACUCGACGAUUUUUGGCAACUAGAACUGCGCCGACCUACGGGCGAGCAGAUUCUAAAAAGAUGCAAACUGAUCAUUAGGAAACACAAAUUCAAAGAGCUCGCGCUGAGCAACAGUAUAGAGGCCCUUGAAUACCUGCAGACGAAGAUCUCCGAGAUUAUCGACCACAGUGACACGCAACAGACGAAAGAGUUCCAGCUCUUGACGUCGAUCCUAUUUCGGAAACAGAGUAACUUGGAAGACGCCUCCCAUUCGAAAACGAUGCUGAACGAGCUGACGACUGGUGCGGCGACGCAGCAGCGUGUGAACGCGUGCGAUGUACAUUGCUUGCGAACUGAACUCUACAACAAACUCGCGGAAUUCUUCCCGGAAUCGUUGACGCAGCCGCGGGCGAAUCUGAUCGAUCUUCUACCGUUAUAAUGACGCAGCAAGCGGAUCGUGAGAUUUCGACGACGGAAUGUUGUUCUCUGUUUCAAUUAUAUAUUUCUUUCGUUCAACAAUAACGCCUUGGUUGCAAUUCGCAAAGUAAUCUUUAUUUUUUGUAGACUUUACGACGAGCCUCGCCACGCUAGUGGUGCGAUUUAUUUUUUCUACUUUCGAUAUCGUUGCGCUGAUUAUGGGGGAGAAAAAGGAAUUGGUUGCAGUGUAUUUCGUUCAACGUUAGCAGAACUGCCUGUCGCAACUAUUUCGUUUUUCUUACUGUGCGCUUGAUUGCCGGAGUUGGUUUUUCUUUUUUUAAUGAACUGAACGCAGUUCUUGGAGACAAAGCACUCUACGUGUCAUUUAUACUUACCUACGCGUCUUAUUUGAGAUCAAUCCCCUCGGAACUUUGUGAUAUCGAUAGCUUUCGAACGGACUGGUUAGCUGAUACGUAAGUAAACUAGAACGGUUUUAUAUAUAAUCUCUUCUAUAUUCUAUAGCUAUGUGUUUAUAAUGUGGCCAUAAAGUUGUUGUUAUUAUGUUUGCUGAAAUAAUAUAUUUAUCGAAUGAACGGAAAGAAGACAUGGCUAGAUAGUAGCAUUAAGAAAAGCUCCUAGUAAAGCGUUACGGUUUUAACGCUUGCAAGAUGUUUCAUGCAACUUGAUGUCACCGUGAUAUACACUACUUUCUACGAAAAGUGUGUAAGCCAAGAAAUUAUGAUACAGCUUCGCUAAACGUACAUGAAUAAUUUUUUUACUUCAACAGACGCGGUAACAGAGAAAGAUAGAAAAUAUUAUGGUCAAUUACAUAUAGAAUUUCUUUUAUUAAUUAAUUGCAAUCUUAAAUUGUAAUUAAUUUGAUCGAUUGUACUUAAUUCAAUUAUGAUAUCAAAUUAUAAUUAAAUUAAGAAUUUUCAUUAAUUUUCAAUAUCAAUAAUUAAUUAUAGAAAUCUUGUAACGGCCAUAAUGUUCCUCUUCCAACUGAAUUGCUUCCUUACGUAUUUCCUGUACUAUCAAAGGCAACAGGGAUGUUUCAGAAUAGUCGAGUUGAAUGAAAUAUCCCGUUCGUCGAUCCAUUUUCUCUUGUAAAAUAAACUUAGAUGUAACAGCUCGGUAUCCCGCGUCUUUUGUUUAUAAUCUAAGUUCAUUCACCGGAAAUGCCUUCUAACGAUGAUAUGAAAUUUGAAAGUGUAUUAUUGCAACGCGAGUUAAUAAUCUAUAUUCACAUUUUCGACUUCCCCAAAGGAGCUUUCAGCUCCAAGGGCCUAUCCAGACAAAUCUGUGUAGAAACGUACAUAAGCAUAUGCACAAAUGCUUCGGUUCUUUGUGUCUAUGAGCCAAUCUUAUGCACUAUGCAAAUUUGUCUCGAUACACCUUAGUCGGUCAUCCACAGUAGGAUACAAUAGGAUACCCGUACAGUAAAUUUCAGAGAUUAAGUUUUCGUCAGCAUGUAAAUAUCCACGACGGUUAUCUACUUCUGUAUCAUAAUUAUCGAUGCGUUGCGCUUACUUCAUUGUUUGUUGGCCGAAAUGCAUCCUGUACAUACGUAAUCAACCUCUCGCGAGCUUAAAACGUUACCGAGGAGAGAGGUGCGUGCGAGAACGAUGCAGUUAUAUGUAUAUUGUGAAACAGAAAAGCAAAAACUAAAUAGUCGCUAAGAAUAUUCGGUCGCGUUCAUUAUCUUUGUACAUACACAUACAAUUAUACGAUGUAAAGAACGUCGAGACGAUUUUUAUAAUGUGAUUCCAGUUACGCUAAGUUAAAUAACGGAAUUGUAAAAAAAAAGGGGGGAAAUAUGAAGUGGAGAGUAUACAUAGAAAAAAAAUAUACAUAUAGAGUAGAGAAAAAUGUACGCAGGCAUAAAGAAACGAGACGACCGCCGCCAUUCCUCUAAAUAUACCUAUAUACGACAUAUAUUGGACAUCUCGAAGCUGGAAGGACAGGUAUCGCUUAUGGAGGACACACGUGAAUUCUUCAAGCUUCGGGACGCGUGCGAAACGUCGAUAUACAUACAUGCAAAGUUCUAGUCAGAUAAAUAAAUGUUUACAAAGUACACGGUACAGAGAGAAAA
Molecule: messenger RNA, 4572 nt
Organism: Vollenhovia emeryi
Lineage: Eukaryota; Metazoa; Arthropoda; Insecta; Hymenoptera; Formicidae
Gene: muskelin
Product: muskelin
Exons: 12
Coding region: 16-2502 (828 amino acids)
Cellular component (GO): cytoplasm
Molecular function (GO): protein binding
Source: RefSeq, a predicted model, not a curated record